AUGCCCAUACUCACCAUCAAUAAUAACAAACAGAAGUGUCAGACACACUUACAUAUUGGUAGUUGGCAUCAUGCCAAAUAUCCCGUCCAAUGGUUUGCCGCUGGUUGCCUAGCCCCACCUUUCCUUGUCCUAACAUCAGCUCAGGAACAAACAAAAGCCUGGGGUUCGAGUUCUCAACUCGAAUUCAUCCAGCGAUUCUUCUCCACACCUUGCACUUACAUCUUUCGCAUCAAAGAGUACAGCCCACGAAUAAAAAACAUGGCGAUCGAUAAAAUUGUUACCGACCCAAGGCUUUGCGCAGUCUUGCAGAUUUCUGACCAGGCACGCGACCAGGCUGGCGCACUCCUUAGUCUGGGUGAACAAGCAUACAGUGAAGGUCCUCCAUCAGCCGAAGCGCAAGCUGAAUUCGCCAAGCAGCAAAAGCUCCUUUUCACGACCGUGGCGCAUCUGAAAGGACUGCACCGAAACGUUUGUUUCUCCGCCCGUGAGACCAAGUCCCAGACUGCCGAGUCGCGUCAAGAAGUCGACCGCCUGCAUCUUCAGCUUCAGAACCUGUAUUACGAACAACGACACCUCCAAGGAGAGAUUACCGCAUGCGAAUCUUACGAUCACAAGUAUCAACAAUUACCUCUCAUCCCUGUCGAGGAAUUCCUUGCCCAACACCCCGAACACGAGAAUGAUGACGAGAAUACCUUGAUGGUCGCGCGCAUAGAUCACGAACGGUCUGAGCGUGAGGCUCUGGAGCAACAGAGACAGGAGCUGCUUAAGCGGAAGCAAAAGCUGAUUGCGGACAACAAAAGAAGGAAGGAUGACCUUGCCAACUUGGAUAAUGACUUGGAAAAGUUCAUUGAUGCUGCCAAACCGAUUCAGAAGCUGUUUGAAAAGGCACCCUGAAUAAUGACUUUCUUGGAGGACAGGCAAAAUUAUGGUGGUUUACACCGAGCGUGUGCUUUUGAGCCAGUCUUGAGCUGACAUCACGACGUUAGGGGAAACGCCUAGGUGUUGGACGUUAACGCUCAGAUUUCAACCUUGAUCGAAAUCACUGCAGAAUUACAGGCUGGCGUACGGCGUUU
Messenger RNA from Fusarium redolens, 1073 nucleotides. RefSeq names its product Fms-interacting protein-domain-containing protein. The coding region runs from base 1 to 894 and encodes 297 amino acids. Gene Ontology annotation, cellular component: THO complex part of transcription export complex. Gene Ontology annotation, molecular function: mRNA binding. The transcript is spliced from 4 exons. Gene Ontology annotation, biological process: mRNA export from nucleus; positive regulation of DNA-templated transcription, elongation. The record is from RefSeq and is a predicted model, not a curated record. NCBI's taxonomy places the organism in Eukaryota, Fungi, Ascomycota, Sordariomycetes, Hypocreales, Nectriaceae.